AUGUUCUACUCUGAGUCCCUGCUCCAGAAGAGCGGGCCACUCGCUCGCAUCUGGCUUUCUGCCAACCUCCAGCGCAAGCUCUCAAAGAAGCAUGUGCUCCAGUCGAAUAUCGCCGAUAGUAUAGCUCUCAUGAUCACACCGAGCCAGGCACCCAUGGCUCUCCGGCUGAGCAGCCAGCUACUACUCGGGGCUGUUCGGAUUUACCAACGCAAGGCACGAUACUUGCUGGAUGAUUGUGAUGAUACUUGGAUAAUGAUGCAGAUGACGUUCCGACCAAGCAUAGACCAUGAUCUGCCUAUCAGUCUUCAACAUCCCGACCCCGAAACACUCACACUUCCUAAUGAGAUCAUACCUUACAAUGGUUUUGAACUCGCCCCUCCCCCAGACGCAAACUGGCUCCUGUCUCAGAUAGGAGACGUGGGCAUUGUCCCAAUCAGCCCCAAGCGCCGAGUCACACUACGUGACAUCACCUUACCAGAGAUUUUGACCCCGAGCCAAUAUACUGGGAUGUAUGAAGAAGCUGUGGUGCCUACGGAAGGUGUAGACCUUGAGCUUGACUUCGGUAUUGAGAUUGGUCGAGAAGCGCCAGCUCCUCGCCCGUUUGAGGAGGAAAUGGUCAGCGAACUGGAACCAAGGCCAGCUGAGAAGGAGGGCCCUGAGAUUGAGCCGCCCUUCGAAAUAGAACCGGGCGAACUGGCAUUCGGGGGCGAAGAGUUUGAGUUCCAUCCAGCCGACAUCACUGCCCCUCCACUUCCCGAAUCACCGUUGUCCGAGAUCAGCGAAGAGAUCGUUCAGCAGAUCGAGGAGGAAAUUCCUGAGCUUCGCCCAUCUGAACCCCGUGAACCUGAGGAGGAGCGCCCACUACUGCGGCGGCCUGAACAACGUAUCAGAAGGCGGAGGAUUUUGGCGCCAGAUGAGGAGAUUACCCUUUCGAGCCGCCAAAUUCAGGACCAGCAGACGAAUCACGAGGUAAUCACCAGACCCACGAGAUUCUAUCCCCGAGACCCGCUCCUAGGCGCCUUGAUGGGCAUGCAGGCAUCCGGUGGUUUCGUCUCUUCUAUUAUGAUGGAAGGACGAAGUGCUGCAUGGGCCCCUGAGCUUCGAGGAGUCCUUUCCUUUGAUGCCGUUCAAGAAGCGAGACAACUGGCACGGAAGCGUCCGGCUAGGGAAGUUGAAGUCGAAGUCGAACCAGAGCAAAGAGUCUCCAAGUCACCACGACUGGAAAUUGCUGAGGAGCCAGCAUUUGAGUUUGGAGAGGAGGGUGUUGCGGAGCCAAGCAUUGUCGGCGGAGAAACCAUGAUGGAGAUUCCCGCCUUUGAAGCCAGUCCCCCUUCUCCCAGCAUCCCUGCUGAGCGGCUUCCAAUCCCGAUAACCACCGAACAUGCCGUCUACACUUUGCGAGAUCAGUUUGGCGCUGAGGCUGCCACCAGUUCCGAGGUUCGGGAGAGUAGGUCUGUCAUUUUCCAAGAUUUCGUCCCUGAGCAAGAAACAACCAAGGCCGAGGCAACCAAAAUGUUUUUCGAGUGUCUUGUGCUUGCUACGAAGGGCGCAAUUAAGCUUGAACAGGGGCUAGGGCUGGGGGAUCCUAUCCAGGUAUGGGCGAAGGAGAGCCUUUGGGGCGACUUUGCGGAGAGGGCUACGGGUGGCGGAAUGUUUCCGGAAAAUGGGUUGGCCUGGUUGAUGUAUGCACGCGUGUUUGGCGCCCACUCUCGCCAGACAGCCUCCUUGUUCUCCUCUGCCCACGCGGCGGCGGCGGCGAGGGCAUUCUGGGGCGACAACGUUGGAGUGCCCGAGGUCGCUCGUAUACUCGUAUUCACGAGUCAGUCCUUCGUACCGCAUACGAACCACCCCUGGGCGUAUGGUGACGCUGAGAUUCGUAGAUCAAAUCUCCAAUCUGUAAAUCUGAUUUGCUCAACAGAGCCACUCCGUGAGACGAUCGACUCGGUUGCUUGCGGCAGACGCACUAGGAUCAUGGACCUGCAAGAUAACACCUAUGGCUCAACCGUGAGCAUGCCGCCGCCGUAUAGCACGGCUGUUCGCGAGGACGCCAUCGAAAUGGAGCCCGCUAUGAAAGACGAUGGCCGUAUCAACAUCGACAUGAACUCGCGAGCGAUCAAAUACCUCUCCCUACUUCCAAACUUGAAGCCGAAGCCCAUAGACGAACCCGACGAAGCUCCCCCAGCCUACUACCCCCCUCAGCCGCACGACAGCGCCCGGGAGUCCUUCCCAGUAAAACUCAACAUCGUCAUUCAGGUUGUCGGCAGUCGCGGAGAUGUCCAACCUUUCGUGGCGCUGGGGAAUGAGCUGCAAGAACAUGGACAUCAGGUUCGGCUCGCGACACACGCGGUAUUUGAGUCGUUUGUGCGCGAUGCUGGCCUUGGUUUCUACUCAAUUGGGGGCGAUCCAGCCGAGCUGAUGGCAUACAUGGUGCGGAAUCCAGGGCUUAUACCCAGUAUGAAGAGUCUUCAGGCGGGUGAUAUACGGAGGAAACGGAUCAUGAUGGCCAACAUCCUACAGGGGUGUUGGCUAUCUUGCAUCAGUCCUGACCCGGUAUCCGCGGUUCCCUUCGUGGCAGAUGCUAUCAUUGCCAACCCACCCAGCUUUGCUCAUGUUCACUGCGGUCAGGCACUUGGGGUGCCGGUCCACAUAAUGUUCACCAUGCCCUGGACGAGUACGGCAGCAUUCCCUCACCCGCUCGUCAAUAUCAAACUCGGCCAAGGAUCCAGCUCUGAGCCUUCUAUUGUCAACUAUUUCUCCUACGGUGUGGUUGAAUUUCUCACAUGGCAAGGACUUGGAGACGUCAUCAACCAGUGGAGAGAGGGCAUCGACCUGGAGCACAUUGCCUUUUCAGAAGGACCGUAUGUAUGCGGCUUCUUCUUUCGCGAGCCGCCGGACUACUCGCCAACCCCAGAGCUUCACGAGUUCCUGCAAGCCGGGCCACCACCCGUGUAUAUAGGCUUUGGCAGCAUCGUGUUAGAUGAUCCGCAACGCAUGUCUUGCAUGAUUCUCGAAGCCGUUCGAAUCACAGGCGCCAGGGCCCUUAUCUCGAGAGGCUGGAGCAAGUUGGAUGGCCCUGACUCGAACAACGUCAUGUUCCUGGGUGAUUGUCCCCGUGAGUGGCUUUUCCCGCAUGUAGCUGCUGUUGUACAUCAUGGAGGAGCUGGCACAACUGCUUGUGGCUUGUUGAAUGGGCGGCCAACUACGAUCGUACCAUUUUUUGGCGAUGAUCUUUUGCGUCUCAGCCAACCAUUUUGGGGAAACAUGGUAGCAGCUGCCGGGGCAGGCCCUGAACCGAUCCCCCAAAAGUCCUUGGCCGUUGACAAUCUCGUCGAAGCCAUCCGAUUCUGUUUAACGCAGGAAGCUGCUGAAUCUGCUGCCAAGAUUGCAGGUAAGAUGCGGUCCGAGAUGGGCGUCAAGGCUGCUGUGGCAUCCUUCCACAAUCAUCUUCCUCGAGACGAGCUCGAGUGCGAUAUCAUCAAGGGCCAACCCGCUGUGUGGACCUGCUCCAAGAAGCACCGCCGGCUUAAGCUUUCCAAAACGGCGGGAGAGAUUCUUUCGAGCCAUCUCAAGAUUGUCAGUUUACCAAUCCAGCUUCCAGGGGUUAGUGCCGACCUGGCCAAGUCGGCUGUUGACACCGUUGUCAAGCCCAUGAAGACCUACCAGCAACGGAACGAACCAGACUCAGAGCAUCACCUUGAUCCUGCAGAUGCAGCCACAGUGACGGCCCUUCAAAGCCUGGAUGCGAGGAGAGCGAAGCACUCGAGAGGAUGCCUCAGCACAGCCAAGUCUGUGUCCGCGGUGUCAGCACAUAGUGUGUCAAGACUGCUAAAGCAACCUUUGAAGGGUUUCGUCAUCAUCCCAUUCGCCUUCGCCGAAGGCUUCCGCAACGUUCCCCUCCUGUAUGGCGAGGAGGUCCGAGACUAUGGCGAGAUCUGCGACUGGAAGUCAGGUAUCACGUUUGGGGCUAAGGCCGUUGUGUUUGGCAUGGUAGACGGCAUUGCCGGUCUUUUCAUUUUGCCCUACGAGGGUGCCAAGAAACAAGGCGUGCUUGGAGCUGCGAAAGGGGUUGGAAAAGGUGUUGCCGGCCUAAGCAGCAAGCUCUUCACUGGUACUUACCCCCUACAGGGAAUUUACAAGAGCAUACGGCGUCUCGCCAAAUCCAAGACUCGCCAGACUAUCCAAAGGGCUCGGUUGGCUGAAGGCAAGUACUUGGCAGACAAGGGUCGUGAAAGGGGCGUUAGUGACAAGGCCAUCAUGGACACAUUUGAUGCCAUGACGGCGAGGGGACUUCGGACUUAG
Molecule: messenger RNA, 4299 nt
Organism: Fusarium vanettenii 77-13-4
Lineage: Eukaryota; Fungi; Ascomycota; Sordariomycetes; Hypocreales; Nectriaceae
Exons: 12
Coding region: 1-4299 (1432 amino acids)
Biological process (GO): carbohydrate metabolic process
Molecular function (GO): UDP-glycosyltransferase activity; hexosyltransferase activity; protein binding
Source: RefSeq, a predicted model, not a curated record